This is a messenger RNA of Eriocheir sinensis (Chinese mitten crab), 3724 nucleotides long. It is a transcript of the gene DNAlig1, whose product is annotated as DNA ligase 1-like. Lineage: Eukaryota; Metazoa; Arthropoda; Malacostraca; Decapoda; Varunidae. Gene Ontology annotation, molecular function: DNA binding; DNA ligase (ATP) activity; ATP binding. The record is from RefSeq and is a predicted model, not a curated record. Gene Ontology annotation, biological process: Okazaki fragment processing involved in mitotic DNA replication; DNA recombination; lagging strand elongation. Gene Ontology annotation, cellular component: mitochondrion; nucleus. Bases 70 to 3702 code for a protein of 1210 amino acids. The transcript is spliced from 19 exons.
CUGUCAGUGAAGUCGCCAACGCCACCUGUGACAUCAAGAUUAAGUUCAAUAGCGCGGGAAACAACGGCAAUGGUACAGAAGUCGAUCUUGUCAUUCUUCUCUGCCAAGGCAGCCGGCGCAGGAGAGGCUGAGGGCAGCAGUAGCAAUGCAGGUGGUGGAGGCAGGAGGACCGCCGCCGCUGUUGCCAAAGAGUCGCCCGUGAAGCGGAAAGUGAACAGGAGGAGUCGCAUAAUUGAGAGUGACAGUGAAAGUGAACAGGAGCAGGAUGAGGAGGAGGAGGAGGAGGAGGUAGAGGUGAAGAAGAAUGGCGACGUGGAGGAGAGAACCAAAGGAGUUAAAGGAAUCGAGAGCAGUACACGCAAGAAGCUGGACCAGUGGAGAUUUGACAAAAAGGAAGAAGAAGAAAAUGAAGAAAAGGCGGAGGAGGAAAAGGAAAAUGUAAAAUCCAACAAUACCCCCAAGGAAACACCAGAUGGAAAGAAGGGAAAAGGGAAGAAUGAGAAGAAGGAAAAAACACCAAAGAAGGAAGGAAAGACCCCAAAAGGUAAGAAAACGGAAACAACGAAAAUGGAGAAUGGGAAGAUGACAGAGGAAGAGAAGAUGGAAGUGGAGGAAGAUGAGAAGAGGGAGAAGAAGGAAGCUGGUGAGGAUAAGAGGAAGAAGGGGGAGGAAGAGGAGAUGGGUGGGCAUCCUUCCUCUUCCUUCAUCACCCCCAAGAAAGAGUUGCAGGCUCCUCUUGGGAAGUCUCCCGGAUUCACUCCCGAGACUGUCCCGCCCUUAAGGAAAACAGCCCAGAAGAGGAAAAGUGGAGGCAUGGAAGAAAGUCCGGCAAAUGGAACGAAGAAACAGAAGAAGGAAGAGAAGAAGGAGGAAGACAAGGAAGACAGAACCCCCAAACAAAGGAGAACAAGGAAGAAGUUGAUUGAGUCUGAUAGCGAGGAGGAAGAGGUGGAGAAGAAGGAGGAGGAGGAGGAAGACAAGGAAGAAAAAGGAGGAAAAGAGAAGAAAACAUCACCGGCGCAAAGACCAAAACCAGCGUCCAUUCAUAGUUUCUUCACUGUCAGCAAGAGCAAACCCAAGGAGAAGAAGGAGGAAUUAGAAGAAGAGGAGGAGAAGAUGGAAGUGGAAGAGGAAGAGGAGCACUCCACAUCACCACAGAAGAAACAGAGGGAGGGAAGAGGAAGAGGAGGAGGAGGAGGAGAAAAUGCAGUCUCACGCAUCAAAAUGGAGUGGGAGUCGGAAGAGGAAGAGGAGGAGGAAGAAGAAGGAGGUGGAGGAGGAGGAGGAGGAGGGAAGAAAAAAGCAGUGAAGGAAUUCCCGAAGACAAAGAAGGAGGAAGAGAAGAAGAAGGGAAAAGGAAAGAAAGUAAAGGAGGAGGAGGAGGAGGAGGAGGAGGAAGAGGAAGAAGGAGGAGGAGGAGGGAAGAAAGCAAUGAAGAAAUCCCCAAAGACAAAGAAGGAGGAAGAGAAGAAGAAGGGAAGAGGAAAGAAGGGAAAGGAAGAGAAGGAGGAGGAGGAGAAGAAAGGAAAAGGGAGGAAAACGAAAAAGGAAAUGAAGGAGGAGGAGGAAAAGGAGGAAAAAGACAAGGAAAACACCUCAAAAAUCACCCCAAAAAAGGAAAAAGAAGAGGAAGAGGAGGAGAAGAAGACGCUGAAGAAGGAGGAAGGGCCAAAGAAGACUCUCGUUAAUCCCUUUGCCGCGAGAAUGUCGGGGUCAUCGGGGAGUGACGCCGGGGCCGAUUAUAACCCCAGAAAAGGAAACUACCACCCGAUAGAUGACGCCUUCUGGACUAAGGGACAAAAAGUGCCGUACCUGGCCCUGGCGAAGACCCUUGAGGCGAUAGAGGAGACCAGCGGCCGCCUGAAGAUGGUGGAGAUCCUUGCCAACUUCCUGCGUUCCGUCAUUGUCCUGUCCCCUGAUGACCUGCUCUUCUGCGUGUACCUGUGUCUGAACAAGGUGGCGCCCGCUUUUGAAGGCUUGGAGCUCAGAAUCGGGCCCACCAUCCUCAUCCGUGCCAUUGCCCAGGCAUCCGGACGCAGCGCCGACAAGAUCAAGGCGGAUGCGGAGAGGCUGGGUGACCUUGGGGUGGUUGCGGAGAUGUCGCGCUCCAACCAGCGGGUCAUGAUACAGCCCGCCAAGCUCACCGUGCCGGGCGUCUUCCAUAAGCUGAAGGAGAUUGCGCUGAUGACAGGGCAUGCGUCCCAGACCAAGAAGAUCGACAUGGUUAAGGGCAUGUAUGUAGCCUGCCGAUACUGUGAGGCCAAGUAUCUCAUCCGCUCGCUCGGUGGAAAGCUGCGCGUGGGCUUGGCGGAACAGUCGGUCUUGCAGGCCAUAGCGCAGGCAUGUUUCCUCACCCCCCCAGGCCAGGACUACCCGCCUGAGGUCCUGGACGCUGGUGCCGGCAGGAGCGCAGAGAAGGUGAAGGCUGAGGUGGAUGAGUAUGCGCUUAUUCUCAAGACGACUUAUUGCGAGUUCCCCUCCUACGACAAGAUCAUCCCCGUGCUGCUGAAGGAGGGGCUGAAGGAGCUGCCCAACCACUGCUGCCUCACCCCCGGCGUACCCCUGAAGCCCAUGUUGGCGCAUCCCACGACGGGCGUCUCUGAGGUGCUCAAGCGCUUCGAGAAUGCCAAGUUCACCUGCGAGUUUAAGUACGACGGAGAGCGAGCGCAGAUCCACCUGAAGGAAGACGGGACCAUCAACAUCUACAGCCGGAACCAGGAAGACAACACCUCCAAGUACCCGGACAUCAUCGCGCGCUUCAAGAACGGAGUCGGCAAGGACGUCAAGUCGUGCGUGAUCGACUCGGAGGCGGUGGCUUACGACAGGGAGAAGAAGCGCAUCCUCCCCUUCCAAGUCCUGAGCACGAGGAAAAAGAAGGAUGCGCACGAGAGCGAGAUCACGGUACAGGUGUGUGUGUUCCCCUUCGACCUGCUGUACCUCAAUGGGGAGCCGCUGGUGCGCGAGCCUUUCGAGCGGCGCCGGCAGCUGCUGCGGGAGAACUUCACGGAGGUUGAGGGCGAGUUCAUGUUUGCGCAGAGCAUGGACGCCACCAACACCGAGGACAUUGAGGAGUUCCUGGAGGAGUCCAUUAAAGGUAACUGCGAGGGUCUGAUGGUGAAGACGCUGGACGUGGAGGCAACGUACGAGAUAGCCAAGCGCUCCCGGAACUGGCUCAAGCUGAAGAAGGAUUACCUGGACGGGGUGGGCGACACAAUUGACGCCGUGGUCAUCGGGGGUUACCUGGGCAAGGGCAAGAGGGCAGGUAACUAUGGGGGCUUCCUGCUGGCCUGCUACGAUGAGGACAAUGAGGAGUACCAGUCACUGUGUAAGAUUGGGACCGGCUUCAGCGAGGAGGAUCUGGCCAAACACACGGAGUUCUUCAAGCAACACCUCAUCGACAAACCCAAGUCCUACUACAGGUUUGACAAUGCAGUGGCGCCGGAUCACUGGUUUGACGCGGUGCAGGUGUGGGAGAUCAAAUGUGCUGACCUCUCCAUCUCCCCUGUGCACAAGGCCGCCCAGGGCAUCGUGGAUAAGGAGAAGGGCAUCUCACUCAGAUUCCCAAGGUUUUUGCGGAUCAGAGAAGACAAGACCCCAGAGAACGCAACCUCAGCCUCACAGAUCGCCGAGCUCUACAGGAGUCAGGACCAAAUCAAGAACAGCAAGGCGGACAAUGCUGGAGAUGAGGAGGACUUCUACUAAAGGAUGGGGAUGACCUACGACG